UUUCAUCCUCCUCAUCGUCGUCGGCCCCAUUAAGUCCGGUCGGGGCCUGCGUUUGUUGUCGGAGGGUUCUGAAACCGCCUCGAUCCAACUAGGAAAUGAUUCACAGUUAUGGAGUUAGGAAUGGGCUAAACCUAGCUUGUUUUACUUGCUUGGUUAUGUGCAUGGUUGAGUUCAGCCGCGCCGAGGUCGUUUUCGACGUAACCAAGUAUUCUGCGUCGCCCAAUGGAACCGCCGACAUAAAUAGCAAGGCCUUUUUAAAUGCAUGGGACGCAGCAUGUGCCCAAAAUGGAUCUGCAACCUUAGUGAUACCCCCAGGGAACUUCCUAGUAGGCCCAAUAAGCUUCAAGGGGCCUUGCAUGGGCCCGUCGUCGCCGAGGAUCCAAAUCCACGGAACCCUAAAGGCUCCGGGCCUCGCCGGCGUCCCCGGGCUCUACUGGAUCGAGUUCCGCAAUUUGCAAAAGUUGGCGGUCGACGGCGGAGGUGUCGUCGACGGCCAGGGCGCCGACGCAUGGACGGCCGCAACCGAACUAAAAAGCAAGAACCGUCCCAUGUCGCUGCGGUUCAUAAAUAUCAACAGCGGGAGGAUCGCCGAUCUCGCCGUCCAGAACAGCAUGGGAUUCCACGUGGCGAUCCAGCGCAGCACGUCGAUCACCGUCCACCACCUCAACAUCUCCGCGCCCGGCGACAGCCCCAACACCGACGGCAUCCACGUCAGCCGCUCCAGCCACGUCAACCUCACCAGCCUGACCGUCGGGACCGGCGACGACUGCAUCUCUAUCGGCCCGGGCUCCACCAACAUCACGGUGUUCAACGUCACGUGCGGUCCGGGGCACGGCAUCAGUGUCGGGAGCCUCGGGAAGUACGAGAACGAGGAGGACGUGGCAGGGGUGCGGGUGCGGAACUGCACGGUGGUCGGCACCACGAACGGAGUUCGAAUCAAGACGUGGCCAGGCUCCCCGCCCAGCGCCGCCUCCGACAUCACCUUCGAGGACAUAGUCAUGCACAACGUCACCCGCCCCAUCAUCAUCGAUCAGGUCUACUGUCCGGUCCACAACUGCACCACUCUGCCCUCCCAUGUUAAGAUUCGGGACGUGGCGUUCCGACGGAUCAGGGGGACGACGAACAGUCCGGUGGCGGUGACCUUCUCGUGCAGCCCGGAGGCGCCGUGUCAGAACGUGCAGCUCCAGGACAUCAACCUGGACUCUGCGGGCACGGAUUCAGAUUUGGGUUCGGGUUUGGAUUCGGAUUUAGUUUUCGGUGCUUCAACUAACAUCACCUCCUCCUGCUCCAAUGUUUUAGGGUCAGCUUUUGGAAUGCAAAAGCCCCAUCCAUGCUUUUGAUUGAUAACGAACCUUAACCACUGAAAAAAUAAAAAGGGGGCAAAAUUCAUGUUGAAAAUCGAUAAUGUGAAAUAGGAUUAUGAUUAGGGAUGUAAAUGGAUCCGGGUUGGUGGAGUCCCCGCCUCAAUCCGUUCCAAAUGAAACGGUAAGGGAGCAGCAUUUGGAUUGACGAAUCUGUAGAUCAAAUGUAAGUCAAGUACUGACCAUCCCUAGCGCAAAUGAAAAAGGGAUUGGUGGUUGGUACCCGAGGUCCCAAGUUCGAAGCCUAGUUGAU
Ananas comosus (pineapple) is the source of this 1614-nucleotide messenger RNA. RefSeq names its product exopolygalacturonase-like. Gene Ontology annotation, molecular function: polygalacturonase activity. NCBI's taxonomy places the organism in Eukaryota, Viridiplantae, Streptophyta, Magnoliopsida, Poales, Bromeliaceae. Gene Ontology annotation, biological process: carbohydrate metabolic process. The coding region runs from base 96 to 1340 and encodes 414 amino acids. The transcript is spliced from 5 exons. The record is from RefSeq and is a predicted model, not a curated record.